This is a messenger RNA of Eutrema salsugineum, 3477 nucleotides long. RefSeq names its product FT-interacting protein 1. Lineage: Eukaryota; Viridiplantae; Streptophyta; Magnoliopsida; Brassicales; Brassicaceae. The transcript has a single exon. The record is from RefSeq and is a predicted model, not a curated record. The coding region runs from base 210 to 3275 and encodes 1021 amino acids.
UCGAAACCAAAAAACAAAGAGAUGAAGAUGAUAAUUUGUUUCAUCUUUCUUCUUCUUCUCUCUUCAUAAUUCCAUCUUUCUUUUAUUUACUUAAAUCACCUCUCCCACCGAGUGUUCUUCGCCGGACGUUUUCUUUCUCUCUCUCUCUCUUUACCGUUUUAAAGAAUUCUAAUUUUUUUUCUCUCAAAAAGAAUUAUAAAUUUUCCGAUAUGAGCAAACUGGUAGUUGAAAUCGUGGACGCGAGCGAUUUGAUGCCUAAGGACGGGCAAGGCUCCGCGAGUCCAUUCGUUGAGGUUGAAUUCGACGAGCAGCGGCAGAGAACGCAAACGCGUUUAAAGGAUCUAAACCCUCAGUGGAACGAGAAGUUAGUUUUCAACGUCGGCGACUUUAGACGUUUGACCAACAAGACUAUCGACGUCACCGUCUACGAUGACCGUCGAGAUAAUCAACCCGGGAAGUUUCUCGGCCGUGUUAAAAUCUCCGGCGCCUCUGUUCCGUUAUCGGAAUCCGAAGCCGACGUACAGAGAUAUCCACUCGACAAGCGCGGUUUGUUCUCUCACAUCAAAGGCGACAUCGCUCUUAGAAUCUUCGCCGCUCCUAUCGACGGCUCAGAUUUCGCCUCCUCGAUUCCUCAGCCUGGUGAGUUUGCCGAGAAAGAGACCAAAGAGGAGAAGAAAUUCGAAACUCAGGAAUUUCAAAAUCAAGCUCAAAACCCUUUCCAGCAAUUCGAGCAAGAGAGUUACGUGGAGACGAUGAAGCCGACGAAGAAGAAAGAGAAAGACUCGAGAACUUUCCAUUCGAUCGGCGCGCACGCCGGAGCUCCACCACCGCAUCAAUCAAAGCCUUCUCAUCUUCCUCCUAAUCAACCGGAGUUUAGGUCAGAUUUCAUGAGAGCUCCGGGACCACCGCCUGCGGCGGUAUUGCAGAUGCAAGUUCCGAGGCAGAAUCCAGAGUUUCAGCUAAUCGAAACCAGUCCUCCAUUAGCAGCUCGGAGGCGACAAUCCUACUAUUACCGGAGCAGCGGAGACAAAACCUCGAGCACAUACGACCUCGUGGAGCAGAUGCAUUACCUCUACGUGAGCGUCGUCAAGGCUCGAGAUCUCCCGGUGAUGGAUGUCUCCGGUAGCUUAGAUCCUUAUGUGGAAGUGAAGCUUGGUAACUACAAAGGCUUGACGAAACAUUUGGAGAAGAAUCAGAAUCCGAGCUGGAAACAGAUCUUCGCCUUCUCCAAAGAGAGAUUACAAUCGAAUCUGCUUGAAGUCACUGUCAAAGACAAAGAUCUCUUGACCAAAGACGAUUUCGUCGGAAGAGUCCAUAUCGAUCUCACUGAAGUUCCUCUCAGAGUUCCUCCGGAUAGUCCUCUCGCUCCACAGUGGUACAGGCUAGAGGACAAGAAAGGGAUGAAGACGAACAGAGGAGAGAUAAUGCUUGCCGUUUGGAUGGGAACUCAAGCCGACGAGUCUUUCCCUGACGCUUGGCACUCCGACGCGCACCGCGUGAGCCAUUCCAACCUCUCCAACACUCGGUCCAAAGUUUACUUCUCGCCGAAGCUGUAUUACCUCAGAAUUCAUGUAAUCGAAGCUCAGGAUCUUGUUCCCUCUGAUAAAGGGAGAGUACCUGAUGCAAUCGUGAAGAUUCAGGCGGGGAAUCAGAUGAGAGCGACGAGGACGCCUCAAAUGCGGACGAUGAAUCCUCAGUGGCAAGAGGAGCUUAUGUUCGUUGUGUCUGAGCCGUUUGAGGACAUGGUGAUUGUUUCUGUUGAUGAUAGGAUCGGUCCGGGGAAAGAUGAGAUAUUGGGGAGGGCGUUUAUACACCUGAGGGAUGUUCCAGUGAGGCAAGAGACUGGGAAAAUGCCUGAUCCACGGUGGUUUAAUCUACAGAGACAUUCAAUGUCUAUGGAGGAAGAGACUGAGAAGAAAAAAGAGAAGUUCUCUAGUAAGAUUCUGCUUCGGGUUUGUAUUGAAGCUGGGUACCAUGUUCUUGAUGAGUCUACGCAUUUCAGCAGCGAUCUUCAACCUUCUUCAAAGCAUUUGAGGAAGCCUAGCAUUGGGCUUCUUGAGCUUGGGAUUCUCAGUGCUAGGAACUUGAUGCCUAUGAAAGGUAAAGAUGGGAGAAUGACUGAUCCUUAUUGUGUGGCCAAGUAUGGGAACAAAUGGGUGAGAACGAGGACUCUUUUAGACGCGCUUGCACCUAGGUGGAACGAGCAAUAUACUUGGGAAGUUCAUGAUCCUUGCACGGUCAUAACAAUUGGAGUCUUUGACAAUGGUCAUGUCAACGAUGGUGGUGAUUCUAGGGACCAGAGGAUUGGGAAAAUUAGAGUCAGGCUAUCUACGCUGGAGACAGACCGGGUUUACACUCAUUACUACCCGUUGCUGGUUCUUACGCCUGGUGGUCUAAAGAAGAACGGUGAGCUUCAGAUAGCUCUGAGAUACACCUGUAUCUCCUUUGUUAACAUGAUGGCACAAUACGGAAGACCAUUGUUGCCCAAAAUGCAUUAUGUUCAACCGAUACCAGUCAGGCACAUCGAUUUGCUUAGGCAUCAGGCGAUGCAAAUAGUUGCAACAAGACUAUCAAGGUCGGAGCCACCGCUUAGACGAGAGGUUGUGGAGUACAUGCUUGAUGUAGACUACCAUAUGUUCAGUCUGAGGAGAAGCAAAGCCAAUUUCAGCAGAAUCAUGUCGCUUCUCUCCUCGGUCACUCUGGUCUGCAAGUGGUUCAACGAUAUCUGCACAUGGAGAAACCCGAUCACAACGUGUCUGGUUCACGUUCUGUUCCUGAUUCUUGUCUGCUACCCAGAACUGAUUUUACCCACCAUCUUCCUCUACCUCUUUGUGAUAGGCAUGUGGAACUACCGGUACAGACCGAGACACCCGCCUCACAUGGACGCUCGUGUGUCCCAAGCAGACAAUGCUCACCCAGACGAGCUAGACGAGGAGUUUGACUCUUUCCCGACCAGCAGACCAGCAGACAUUGUGAGAAUGAGGUAUGACAGGCUUAGGAGUGUUGGUGGCAGAGUCCAGACCGUCGUGGGCGACCUGGCGACACAAGGAGAGAGGAUUCAAGCCUUACUUAGCUGGAGAGACCCGAGAGGAACUGCUUUGUUUAUCGUCUUCUCAUUGAUCUGGGCUGUGUUUAUUUAUAUCACACCUUUCCAAGUGAUCGCAGUCCUAGUCGGGCUGUUCAUGCUGCGUCAUCCGCGGUUCAGGAGCAGAUUGCCUUCAGUACCUGCAAAUUUCUUCAAGAGAUUACCAGCCAAGUCAGAUAUGCUACUGUAAGUAUAUAAUGUAAAAAUAAUAAACAUGAUUAUAUUUGUAGUAGUGUGUAUCAAAGAACACAAGAGGAGAAAUUUGUAGAGGGAAGCGAAGGAAACUAGUUUUUGCCUCUGGGGUUGAAUAUGACUCAUGUAUUCCCCCCAUGUUAUGUUGUUUUCAAUACUCUUUUUAGUGAAAUACAUAACCAGCCAAUUCUUUUUCACAA